Messenger RNA from Loxodonta africana (African savanna elephant), 5304 nucleotides. It is a transcript of the gene NAA30, whose product is annotated as N-alpha-acetyltransferase 30, NatC catalytic subunit. The coding region runs from base 211 to 1230 and encodes 339 amino acids. Gene Ontology annotation, molecular function: protein-N-terminal amino-acid acetyltransferase activity. The transcript has 4 exons. Gene Ontology annotation, cellular component: NatC complex. Gene Ontology annotation, biological process: N-terminal peptidyl-methionine acetylation. Lineage: Eukaryota; Metazoa; Chordata; Mammalia; Proboscidea; Elephantidae. The record is from RefSeq and is a predicted model, not a curated record.
GGGCCCGGGCGGACCGGGACAGUGGCCCGCUGAGCAGCUGGGCGGCGCUGAAGAGCGGGUGGGGGGGCGCGGAAUUAGGGGGCAGCUCCGCGAGGGACGGUUUCUGCCUUUGUUCCCCCCACUUUGGCCGCCCCCCACCCGCCGCCCCCUUUGCUCCGCGCUCUUGGCUGGGUCUCAUGGCCUCCCCUCUCGGUCUGUGUCGCCUGUAGGAUGGCGGAGGUACCGCCUGGGCCUAGCAGCCUCCUCCCACCGCCAGCACCUCCGGCCCCGGCGGCGGCCGAGCCCCGCUGUGCCUUCCCGGUGGGGGCUGCCCCCGCCUGCUGCAGCGAGGACGAGGAGGACGACGAGGAGCACGAAGGCGGCGGCGGCGGCAGGAGUCCGGCGGGCGGCGAGGCGGUGGCGGCGGCGGCCAAGGGACAUCCGUGCCUUCGCUGCCCUCAGCCGCCGCAGGAGCAGCAGCAGCUCAACGGAUUGAUCGGCCCCGAACUGCGGCACCUCCGCUCGGCCGCCUCCCUCAAGAGCAAGGUCCUGAGCGCGGCCGAGUCAGCCACGACUACGGUCACCCCCGACGGGGGCCCCAGAGCAACUGCAACAAAAGGAGCUGGGCUACGCUCGGGCGAAAGCCCCCCUCACUCCCUCCCUAAUAAUGCAAGAACUGCGCUCCCCAGCCCGGCAGAGGCAGCGACGGCGAGCGGUCCCGCGGCGACCCGCAAUGGACUGGCCGAGGGCACUGAGCAGGAGGAGGAGGAAGACGAGCAGGUGCAGCUGCUGUCUUCGUCCCUGACUGCCGGCUGCAGUUUAAGAAGCCCCUCGGGCAGGGAGGUUGAGCCUGGGGAGGAUCGGACGAUACGAUAUGUCCGAUAUGAAUCCGAGCUACAAAUGCCCGAUAUCAUGAGACUGAUCACCAAAGAUCUGUCUGAACCCUACUCCAUUUAUACCUAUAGAUAUUUUAUCCACAACUGGCCACAGCUGUGCUUCUUGGCAAUGGUAGGGGAGGAGUGUGUAGGUGCCAUCGUUUGCAAGUUGGAUAUGCACAAAAAGAUGUUCCGCAGAGGUUAUAUAGCCAUGUUAGCUGUGGAUUCCAAAUACAGGAGAAAUGGCAUUGGUACUAACUUGGUUAAGAAAGCUAUAUAUGCCAUGGUUGAAGGAGACUGUGAUGAGGUAUGGUUACCAUGGUAUUCCUACCCACAGCUGAUUAUCAUAUAUGAUGAGAAUACAAUGGAAUCAUAAUUUCUUAAUGGAAGGUGUGAAAUCAUGUCAUAAUUUUUCAACUCUACUUACAUUAAAAACAUUUUUACAUUGGAAACCCAUAAUAAACAUCACAGAAAACUUGGAAAAUAGAAGAAAGUCUACCACCUGAUGUUUUCUUGUAGUUCUUUUUAGUUUUGAUAUGUAGUUUCUGUCUUUUAUAAACGUGGCCUGUUGCAGACUGUCCAUAGCUCUUAACCACUACACCACCAGGGUUUCCAGAUUAUAUUAUAGUUCACUAUAUUUUAUACAACAGUGGCUGAACUAGAUUAUUAGGAACCAAAGAGAUGUGAGUUAUUUUCUGUUAAAAUAUUAAAAUAUAUAAGGGAAAAAAAUCCCAUUGUACUUUCCCCCCCGAUAAUGUACAGCAAUGAUUUCUUAGCUUUAUGUUGUUUAAUAACUAUAUAUUUAACAUUUUUGUUUCUCUGGAAACAUAUUUUGACUAUGAGUUAAGGCUGCUAGAUGAAGGAUGGGAUAAGAUGGGUUUUUGAGUAAUGUGAAGGUUUGAGAAACUUGGGUUUUAGAUUCAUCUUCUGUCACUUGAUAGUUGUGUAAUUGUAAGCAAGUCAUUUAACUUUUUAUAGUCGGUCUCUUUAUGCAUUGUGAUGGUUAAUUAUCUUAAAAGGAUGUUGUGGAGAACAGGGAGUAACUUUGUUGUUACUCGUUCCGCAAAUAUCAGCCAGGUGUCGGCCAUUGUGCUAGUCUAGGUUCUAGCAGCGAACAAACCAGCCCUCCAAGUGCUCCUAGCCUACAACAUUAAAACAUGUGUUCUGAACUGUAGUCGUCUGACUUAAACGCUGGUAAUUUUUGGUUUUUAAGGGAAUCAGUGGAACUAGACUAUAACCUGUUUUAUCUGUUAAGUAAAAUUUAGGAUUAAAAUGACUUCAUUAUCCUUUGGUUUCCUAUAUGUUCUCAUGAUAUAGACCAAAAAAAUAGCUUUAUAGUGAGUUUCCAGUAUAAACCCAGAUUCUCUCUUGAUGUUUACAAGAAUUUAAGCAAUUAACUAUUAAAAGUAAGUUACUUUUUCCUUGGUAUUUUCUGUUGUCAAGAAACUCAUGAUCUCUUUGUUUAGAAAAUAUAAGUAUGCCAGGUAUCUUUACAUUUUAACUAAGUUUAGCCCUUUGUGUAGUUUUUUUUUUCUGUGUAAUUGGACUUCAUUUCAUUAAUCUGUUAGGAUGCUAGCAAACCUGAAUACAUCUCUUAACCAUACCUCAAAUGUGUAUUUAUGCAGCCAUGGUUAGCCUGAGGAUUCCCUGGGUAGUGUAAAUUGGUUAAUGUGCUUGGCUGCUAAUUGAAAGGUGGACGGUCAAGUCCAUUCAGAGGCACCUCUGGAGAAAGAUCUGGCAAUCUACAUCCAAAACAUCAGUCAUUGAAAACCCUGUGGAGCACAGUUCUACUCUGACACACAUGAGAUUGCCAUGAGUCAGAACUGACUCAGCGCGGUAACUGGUUUUGGUUUAGCCUCAGAUGUGUAUUGAGUUUCUUAGAUUGCUAAAUAUUAAUGAAGGUAGACUUAGAUCCCCUUCAUUGUAGUUAGACCUUUUCCCAUUUGCUGCUUUGUUUUACCCUGGGUAACAAUUAGAGAAGUACAGGAGAGUGGUUACUAUUAAACUCUAGCUCCAAUGUGGACUGUGGCCUGCCCCUGUUCUUCUGGUGGGUGGCCUCGGGUUUCCCUCACCUGUAAAAUGGAAGUAAUAUCUAUUUCAAAAGGUUAUUGUAAAUGUAAAAUGAGAGAAUGAAUGUAAAAUGCUUCACAUGGUACGUAAGUCUCCAAUAAAUAUUAGCUAUUGAAAAUUGUCUCAUUUUGUUUCUGUGAAAUCACUUCCAAGUUUUGAGGUGUUACAGCUUUAGUGCUUCCCGUAUUAAUUGCUUAGAUUUAACAUUUUAGUUAUAAUUAUCUGUAGUUACAUGCUCACCUAAUAAAAGAAUUCCAGGAAUUACCAAGAGUAAUACUGAAAACUGAAAACUUGUAUUGACCAGAACUUGUGUUCCAGAUUGGAGUAUGGCAUACAUUACUAAAAAUCAAAUUCUCUUUUCCUCAGAGAGAAAUUGUUGGCUUCUAAUUCUUAUCUUAAACCAGUAUGUUUGCUAUACAACUUUGAUUAAGUUCUUCCUAGAAACUUUUUCCAUUGACCCUGAACUAUUAUUUGUUUUAGAUCUUUUGAAGGUUUUAUAUACUUACGUGAGUUAAUCACAUAGGUAAUUGCCUUAAGAUGAUGCCUACUCAGCUUUACAGAAAAAGUUUGCCAAGCCCUGGUCCAGACCAGGAGUUCUCAAAUUAGUCUGCAGUAUAAUCACCUGGAGGGUUUGUCAAACUAGAUUGCUGAGCCCUACCCCCAGAAUUUCUGAGAGUUUUUUCAGGAUGAUGCUUUCUCUGAUUUUGUGUACAGUGAAAUCUGUGAGUGUGGAACUCGCUAGAACUGCCUUGUUUUUCCAGGUCUCCCAAGUUUUCUGCCUUUGACAGGGUACAGUCUUAAGUUUUUCCAUUGCUUGUUUUAGUGGAAAAUACAGUGAAACCUGUAAGAGCUGGAACGCGACAGGACUGCCUCAUUUUUCCAGGUCAUUCAAGUUUUCCACCUUUGACAGGGUGUGGUCUGUCACUUUUGCAUUGCUUGUUUUAGCGGAAAAUACAUACUAUAAUCCACAUCUAUGAAGUCACCCAUCUCCUUCAUUAUACUGAUCAGCUGAUAGUGAUGCAGCUAUAAAAUACUGUCCAAGUAUUCUGGUCAUUGAAAACCAUGGCAAUACUUUUGUUUAAUAUUUGCAUCUUGUAUGUAAUAUAAUGAAAGAUAUUAAGGAUAUAUAAUUAACAAAUCUAUCAGGCAGUGUGCUAGGUACAGAGGAAACAGCUGGGAAGGAGAUGUGCGUGGUCCCUGUCUUCCUUGGGAUCACUAGCUAGGAGAGAAGACAUUCUCAUCAAACGUGGAAUAUGUGUUUCCUAGGACCAGUACAAGGGUAGUAUAAAAGGGGAGGGAUGAUAUUCCAUCCCAUCUGGAGUGACAAGCUAAGGCUAGAAGGGAGGAGGAUAGGAAGAGCGUGCCUCCAGGCAGAGGAAGCAGCUGAUAUAAAAGGUCUAAGAUGGGAAAUUUUCAUCAUGGUGGGUUCCAGAAACAAAGUUUGUAUUGAGGGUGGAGAGCAAAGGGAGAAAUACCCAAAGCAGAGCUGUAAAUGUAGGUGGAGGCCAUAUCUUGAAGGGCUUUUUACAUUCUCUUUAGGUUAUCUUUAGGUUGUAGACUUUGUCUUGAAACCAAAAGGGAGUCAAUAAAUGGUUUUAAGCAGAGAAUCAACCAGUGAUCAUUCUAACUACUUGUAGAUAAUGGGAGACAAGUAAGGAGGCUGUUGUAAUUAUGAGUCUUGAUGGCAGCUUGGACUAGGUGGUUAUCAGUGGAAUAGGAAGAGGACCAGUUAGAGAAUAUUUACAAUAUAGAAUUGACAUUAGUGCUUGGAUGUAUCUAAAGGGGAGGAAAGAGGUUCGAGGAUGACUCUGGGGUUUCGGGAUUGAGCCUCUGGUGAGAUGGAGAUCCUGCUUACUGAGAUAUGGAAUUGUGGAAGAGGAGCAGAUUAUGAACUCAAUUUUGGAUAUUUACAUCUAUUGCUUGAAUUCUUGUCUGAUUUUUUGAGAACUUGAGCUAGAACAGGAAGAGAUUCGUAUGCCUUCCUUGGGCCUUUGUUUAAUCAUUGUUUGCCAUCUGCCCCCUCUCAACAAACCUGAGGGUUAUGACACCCCAACAGUAACAGUGGCUCAUUAUGGCGAUAAUUCUCAAUGGGAUAAGUCGAGGAUCAGUACAAAAGGCAAAUAAAGCUAUGUAUAUAAAAGUUAGGGGAAGGGAGCAGAAGGGUGUUUUUGUAGAGGGAGGUAGAAACAUUAAGAAAAUCACACUUAAUGUUCAAAAGUAUCAGUUCUUCAUUGUUAGGGUCACUGAUCCAGUAAUAUUCAAAAAGACCCAGAUGGAACUUAAUACUAUGUAUUCCUCUGUUAAGUUUUGAUACUAUAAUGUCUAGACCCCCCCCCCAAAAAAAAAAAAACCAUUGCUGUCGAGUCGAUUCUGAUGUCUA